UCAUCUGGGAAAGCCUUGGCGAUUGGAUCAAGAUCAAUGCGAUACUUGAGAAACAAGGCAAAUGUAUUCCUUUUCGAUUAAUGGCCGGGCCCAGCCCAACUGAAUUCUAAUUGGAGUUGGUUGUUGAUUUGGAGUGUAACUAUUCUAUUUUGAGUUGAUAUCGAUUUGUUUGUUUCGUGAUAUAUAUCUAUAAAUAUAUGGCGCAAGGACUUGUUAAUUUUGUGCUAAUUUCUUGAUUCUACUAGUUGUGCUUCAGCAGUUUUUGAUCUAAGCUAUGAAGAUUUUGAAAGAUGAGAUGGAGGAACAAGAGGAUGAUGAUGAUACUGAUGAGAGAAAAGAGAUUGAAGAUAAGACCAUGUUGGAGACUAAGAUGGCCCUGGAGAAAAUUGUGAAUGCUAGGUUGAGUAGAAUAUCGUCGGCCACAAAAUCAUGUAUCAAGUACAAACCUUCACAGCGGUGUUCUUCUGCUUUUAAUUCUGGUGCAAAGGAAAGGAUUAUUAGGAUGGUUGAGAUGCCAGUGGACCAGCUGGAGCCACCAAAGUUGAAGCACAAGAGGAGGGUUCCUAAGGCUAAUGGUUCUUCACCCCCUGUGCCCGUUAUGCAAUCUCCGCCUCGCCCUGUCACUGUUAAGGAUCAGCAGGAUUGGAAAAUCCCACCAUGUGUAUCUAAUUGGAAGAAUUCAAAAGGUUAUAUGAUUCCACUUGAUAAGCGUCUGGCAGCAGAUGAUGGUAGAGGUGUUGAGGAGGUUCAGAUUAAUGACAACUUUGCAAAGCUCUCAGAAGCUCUGUAUGUGUCAGAACAGAAGGCAAGAGAGGGUGUUGCUAUGCGAUCAAAGGUUCAAAAGGAAAUGAUGUUGAGAGACAAGGAGAAGAAGGAACAAGAAUUGAGAAAACUAGCUCAAAUAGCUAGAUCAGAAAGAACUAGUGCUGCUGCUGCCGAUAAGUGUAUGGUGGAUGUUGAUGACAUGAGAGGCCGAGACAAUGAUAAUGGCAGAGAGAGGGGUGCAGCAAGGGAGACAAAGGAGGAAAGAGAAGAUAGACUGAGGAGAGAGAAGAUCCGCGAGGAGAGGCGCUGUGAGAGGGAAAUAGAGAGAAGAUUGGAAGCAAAGGAUGCUGCAAUGGGGAAGAAAAGUAAGAUUACCAGAGACAGAGAUCGUGAUGUCAGUGAAAAGGUUGCACUUGGAAUGGCGACUACUGGAGGAGCACGAGGUGGUCAAGUCAUGUAUGAUACACGAUUGUUCAACCAAGACAAGGGCAUGGCCUCAGGCUUUGGAACUGGUGACCAGUACUACAACGUGUAUGACAAGGGGUUGUUCACUGCCCAGAAUACUCUUUCAACUCUUUACAGGCCAAAGAAAGAUGCAGAUGCUGAUACAUAUGGCGGUGAAGAUCAUGAGCAGCUAGACAAGAUAAUGAAGACUAAUAGAUUCAAACCUGACAAGUCAUUUACCGGUACAUCUGACAAAACUGGCCCAAGGGACAGGCCUGUUGAAUUUGACAAGGAACCAGAAGAAGCUGAUGAUCCAUUUGGUCUGGAUCAGUUUUCGACCCAGGUCAAGAAGGGUAAGAAGGCCUUGGACAAGGUUGGAGGCAGCGGUACAAUGCAAGCUAGGGCUGGAUCUUCUAUGCGAGAUGGCAAUGAAGGUGGUCGCAGUAGAGUUGGCUUUGAAAAAGGUCAGCACUAGAAUUUGCUUUCUCACUUGCAUAUGUAAAAUAAACUUGUUUUCCUUUCUUAAAUUAUGUUUGAACUUAUAGCUGCUUUCCUAGGAUAUUAUGAAACAUUAUGCAAGAUAUAAUCAAUCAGAUUCAUCGA
Messenger RNA from Daucus carota subsp. sativus, 1812 nucleotides. RefSeq names its product SNW/SKI-interacting protein A. The record is from RefSeq and is a predicted model, not a curated record. The transcript has a single exon. Gene Ontology annotation, cellular component: spliceosomal complex. Bases 275 to 1684 code for a protein of 469 amino acids. Gene Ontology annotation, biological process: mRNA splicing, via spliceosome. NCBI's taxonomy places the organism in Eukaryota, Viridiplantae, Streptophyta, Magnoliopsida, Apiales, Apiaceae.